Messenger RNA from Paramecium pentaurelia, 916 nucleotides. Lineage: Eukaryota; Ciliophora; Oligohymenophorea; Peniculida; Parameciidae. The record is from the annotation of a GenBank genome assembly.
AUGUUAUUUCAGAGAUAAUCACUCCCUGCUUUAAAUUCUAUCUGUUAUCAAUCCAACAAUGAGGAAUGUGAAUAAUAACUUAGGCCUUUGUAUUUAUUGAUUCGAGAAAAUCAAAUUGAUGUUUAAUAAGAAAACAUUACUUUAGUUGGUUUAUUUAAACUCAUAAAAGUAUGCUAUAACAUUUUCAUAGAUUUGGAAAUUAGAUAUACCAUUUUCAAUUUUAGCCAAGUUAAUGUUAAAUGCAAAUAAAUAUUGUAACUAGUAAUUGAAUUAAAUGAUUAACUUACAUUCAUUUCAUCAAUUAAUGCAUAAUCCCUAAUUAUAAAUGAUUUACAGAAAAAAACCUCGAUCGGAAGUGUUCUAAUUAAUUGGAAACAAUGCUUAUUUAUAAAAUUGUUAAUUCUCGACUCCUCAGACAAUAGUUGGAUUAUUCUCUAGAUUAGGAGAACUGAUAUAGAGAAAGUAAAUGUAUCUCAAAAUCAAUAAUGAAAACAUAGAUGCUAAAGAUAAGUAUAAUUAUAUUAUUAAAAUGAUGCAAAAUACACCUAGAGAUUGUAAAAUAAGUCCCAGAAACAAUUUUACUGAAAAAUAAGACAGCUUACUUUUAGGAAAUUAACUCUUCAGUACUUAAUCAAAAGCUGAUAGUAUUUUAUUCUUAGAAGAUAAAGAAGAUAACGAAGAAAAUGAUGACCAAUUACCUCAAAUUAAUUAAACUAUUAGAUAAAAGUUUCAAAAAUUAUAGAAUGUUUUAGAUUUGAACAAUUAAUAAUUAAAAAUGAAUCAUAGAAUGAGAAAAAUGCAUACAACUAUGAUGAAGCAUAUGCUUUAACUUAAACAAAAUUAAAAUGUUAAUAAGAUAAAUAAAUUAAUAUGGUAAACGUAAGGAAAAAUAUAAAUUAAAUUACCUGAAAUAUGA